Molecule: messenger RNA, 981 nt
Organism: Hydra vulgaris (swiftwater hydra)
Lineage: Eukaryota; Metazoa; Cnidaria; Hydrozoa; Anthoathecata; Hydridae
Product: RNA-binding protein 38
Cellular component (GO): nucleus
Molecular function (GO): mRNA 3'-UTR binding
Source: RefSeq, a predicted model, not a curated record
UGAAAACUAAAAUUCUGCAUCUGUUUUAUUGGCAAGAAUGCAGUCCCAAGUUAAUAAGGAUAAAGUUUAUGAAGAACUUGAUUUGACCCAAGAAGGUUUGACAGAGGAAGAAAUUUUAAGACGAAAAACAAGAUUGUUUGUCGGUGGAUUAAAGUUUACGUCGGAGGAUCGAGUGUUAGAGGAAUAUUUCUCUAAGUUUGGAGACAUCAAAGAAGCCAUAAUCAUAAGAGAUCGCAAUAACGGAUGUUCUAAAGGAUACGGGUUUGUAACCAUGAGAACUCACGAGAGUUCGUUAAAAGCAACAAUUAACAAAUCACCCAAAUUGGACGGACGAAAAUGUAACGUAAAUUUUGCUUAUAUUGGAGAAAAGAAAAAAAAAAUGAAAGAAAAAUUGAACUCUUCAAAUCAAAUGCAAAUAUUCAAUCAUUACAGCUUAAAGAAACACUUCAUUGCACCUUGUACUAUAACGUGGUUUACUAACCAAUAUUAUUCAGCCUUACCUGCUUAUCAGCAACCAAAUCAUUAUUUUUGUGUAAACACGUUUGAAGAACAGAUUUACAAAAAAGACACUUCUCCGUUUUUUAAGGAUUCCAAUUAUUUUACUUACAUGGCUCCAAAUCCUUCUCCGUGUUUUUCUAUGCAGCCGAUUUUUGAACAUUUUGUGGAUUACCCGCUGUUGACUACAAAUAAAAUUUACGAUUCUGCGCAACAAGAUGGCUUCUUUAUCCAAUGACUAACCACGAUUCAUUUCAAUAUAAGUUAAAAGUUGUUUUCUAUCAUUAAUCAAAAUCAAUGGUGGAAACUAAAAAGAAAUCCAAAAAAAUUGUCUUAUUUAUAUUUAUAAACAUUCUUAAUCAUAUUUUAUUAACUUUGUCAAUACAUUGUAAUCUAUUUUAUUUGUUAUUGAAUUUGAUGUUAUUAUAAUAAAUUCUAUAGUUGUAUGUGUUAACGUUAAUGCUACGUCACUAGAUAAUUUUAGAA